GGAACAUUUAUGUUUAUUUUUUUUCUAAUUGCUUUGAUACUUUCAGGGGUCAGAUGCAAUACAAUGUAUAUUACAAGAUAUAGAUGAAAUGGAAGAAGUUAAAGUACAUGCUAAAGCUUUCAAAAUGAUGAACAAUCUAAGGAUUCUUAUGCUCUAUUCUUAUUCUAAUUAUUGGUAUCGAAAUGUGUUUCUUGAAUCAUCUCUAGUAAGUCUGCCAGACACUUUGAAGAUUCUUUAUUGGACUGGUUUCCAUAAAAAAUCUUUGCCAUCAAAUUUUUGCCCACAAAAUCUUGUGAGACUCGAGAUGCCAGGAUGUCAUCUUGAACAACUAUGGAAAGGAGAUCAGAGUUUACCGAAGUUGAAAAGGCUCAACCUGAGUUGUUCUCGGGAACUUACUAGAAUACAAGACCUUUCCCUGUCACCAAAUAUUGAAGAAAUAAUUCUCAAUAAUUGUGGAAAAUUGAUUAAAGUUCACUCUUCCAUAUUACUCACCAAGCUCACUUGUUUACGAUUAGAUGGAUCUCAUAAUCUCAAUAGUGCAAUUGUUCCCAGCAAUAUUCUAUCCAGAUCACCAGGAUUGAUUCUUCUUUCCUCGUGUGCCAAGCUUACAAUGUUUUCAACCAGUCAACCCAGAUUCCCUCAUGUGAAACUGGAGCGUCAUCGUGGAACUAUCUCAAGAUCCCCUCCUAAGAAACCGGAGUAUCAACCUGGAACUGUCUCAAGUUUCCCUCGUUUGAAACAGCAGUUACACGGACGUAGAGCUUUCCCAAGAUCCUCUGUUAGGGAUGGUCUGGGUGAACUUCAUACUGGCUCAAAAGAAGUGUUUAAGGAGUGUCAAGUUGAACGUUAUCCUCUCUCAAGGAUAUCCCUUCCCAGUAAAAUUUUCUCAAUUAUUUUUAUGAGAUAUGUGGAAGAAGAAAAAGAAGUGACUAAUAAUAAUAUAUACGUAUAUGAUGAAAC
This is a messenger RNA of Vigna umbellata (rice bean), 960 nucleotides long. NCBI's taxonomy places the organism in Eukaryota, Viridiplantae, Streptophyta, Magnoliopsida, Fabales, Fabaceae. The record is from RefSeq and is a predicted model, not a curated record.